Leptosia nina is the source of this 396-nucleotide messenger RNA. Lineage: Eukaryota; Metazoa; Arthropoda; Insecta; Lepidoptera; Pieridae. The record is from the annotation of a GenBank genome assembly.
AUGAACAAAGAGCAUGCGAGAGCUAAAGUGCGGUGCAAAGGAGCGAUUCUAAACAGUUCGCAUACGAUUCCCGUUCUCAAGGAAUAUUUCACUAUCGAAUGGCAUUGGAUAGAUAUGUUUCUAUAUGCUUCGUUUAAUUACUUCGGAUAUGGCUUCUUUGAUUUUAAUCACAGAGCGCCAAUACUGAGGUCGCUGGUCCCGGAACGCGGUGCGACGUUGCACUCGCCCGAGUACCAAUUACGGGGUGUAGACGAGAUAAGUCUACAUUUUACGGGGAAAAUAUUACGCCUCAAAAUAACAUUUGAAAUUGAAACUACGUCCACGUGGCCCGCUACGAAGAGUUACAUUUUUUCAACAUCAACACUAGUGUUAUUAGAAAAUGCCAUCCACAUGUGA